Messenger RNA from Spizellomyces punctatus DAOM BR117, 5278 nucleotides. RefSeq lists its product as uncharacterized. NCBI's taxonomy places the organism in Eukaryota, Fungi, Chytridiomycota, Chytridiomycetes, Spizellomycetales, Spizellomycetaceae. The coding region runs from base 292 to 5115 and encodes 1607 amino acids. The transcript has a single exon. The record is from RefSeq and is a predicted model, not a curated record.
GAAUCAUUGAACACUGUCAAUUCCGAAGUGCCCCGUUGAAGAGACGUAUUGGAGGACGACGUUUCAUGACCUGUGAUACUAUCUCUGACGCUUCGCUGCUUCCUGAGGCGACUCUGAGGAGUAGAUCGGCAAGCGUCCUAUCGGGUUUCUCCAUCUGCGGAAGAGCUACUAAGGUGUGCUGAAGGUUUCGCACUGACGGUCUCACUUUGUCAGUUCGACGCCUCGUCGCACAGCCAACCGUCUUAUCGCAAAGCAUUCUUCGAAAUCAGCUCUAACAAUCCGUACGCAAUCAUGAGCAAGGAGGAAGACGAGGAAGGCAUUGGAACCGAGGACGAAAUAGUGGAGGAUGACGAAGAGAUCCGCUGCAUUUGUGGAUUCACUGACGAUGACGGGAAUACCAUCGCUUGUGACAAGUGUGGAGUGUGGCAACACAUGGUGUGUGUUGGAGUCGAUCACCGACAUGUUCCCGAUGUGUACUUUUGCGAUGCGUGUGACCCUCGAGAGUUGGAUGUGGCCGGUGCCGUCGAGCUUCAGAAACGAAGAAGAGAACGGAAGAAUAGAGGGAAAGGUAGGGGAGGUGGCAACAGGAAGGAUGGACAGGAAAAAUGUUCACCAAAAAAGCGGAAGGAAGGAGAUAAGCCGGAUUCCAGACUUGAGAAACAAGCGAGGAACAGAAUAAAAGUUCGAGCAAAGCCAAGUAGCAUUGCCAACGCAAGUCCUCCAGAAGUGCGAAGACGCCGAAAGGGGCGACCGACGGUAACGGGUACAGUUGGCACACCACAGUCCAAUAGAGACGGACACUUGAAAGCGGACGAGGACGAAAACGACGCACCAAAACCUGGAACGGCAUAUGAAGCCGAAUAUUACUCUCACUCGUCAAAGUUUGGAGAGCUCUCAUUCCCCCGAUUUGCGAGUACACAUAUUGGCACACACAUAGAACACGUUUGGAGCGACUGGAGACAAAGUAAUGAGUUCAAAUCUCGACGGGAGAGCAACACGGACCUUGAUACUGGAGCUCUAGUGCCGCUCUCGGUUGACUGGCUGCUGGAUCAAAUUCCGGUAGCUGUUUGGGACCCUUUACCCCCGAACCCUGUAUCAGGUGUUAGGCGAUUUGCUCUUUUCGCCACGGUCGAUAUUCCUGCAAACACCUAUGUGACAGAUAUCAAAGGAGCUCUUUCCGGCAAGGAAAAUUUAGAAAAAGCGAAAGGAUUGGAUCUUCUGGAAGUUGAUAAUUGUGUCCUAGCGCCGCCAUUUGUAUUUGCACAUCCUGCUCAUGCCCUGCGAAUGGGCGACCAACCGUUAGCAGUGGAUGCUAGAGAAUGGGGUGAACGAGGUGGUCGUUAUGUCAGAUACUGGUGUGGAGGGGACGAUGCCAUGUCAUCAAAAUGCAAUGCUCAUCUGAGAAGUGUAACGGUAUAUGAGGAAAAUGAUGAUGAGACUGACGAACCUUUAGUUGAAGAUGGCAGCGGGCUGACUUUGAACGAGAAGAUUAUGCUUGCAAUCUUCACGACCAAACGAGUGGGACCCGCGGAAGAGAUUGUACUUGGGAAAGGAGCCACUGGCUGGAUUGGAUAUCCCUGCAUAUGUGAAGAUUUAGAUGCAUGUCUCGUUGCGAAAGGAGUGGAAUUGCACGAGCGGAUCAUCAACGGAGAACCCGAGGAGACUCUACUCAAGGGUGGAAGGAGACGGCGUAAGAGUGGAUCACGCAAGGGGAAAAAUGGGCAGGAUUUCCGAAGUGAGGAUGAGAUAGAGGAAGACCGUGAGGAACGUGUGGUACCAGAUAUUCCUGCCACGCCUGAUAAUCAGACACACGGUGGAGAACUCGAUUUGUUCGCAGCUUCGAGCAGCGGAAAACGACUGUCUCGGGAGGAGAAGAAGCUACAAGAUCAAUUAGCAAGAAUUGAGCGAAUGGAGCGGGAGGCUCAACAGAAAAGGAUGCGACAGGAAAAGAGAGCCCGGACUAAAUCUGGUGGAACAUCAGUGGACGAGGCAGAACAUCCUCGCGAAGCGGAGUCUCUCAACCGAAAGCGACGCAGAGACAAUGCGGACGAGACCGUUGUAGUUUCUGAGCCUAGGGAGAUGCGACAAAAUGAACAUUCGACCGGUGGAGCCCUAAAGCGGCAAAAAGUGUCACCAGACCUCCCGUCCCCUAGUCCAAUGCCACGUCGAGGAGGAUUCAAGGCCUGGAUCUUUGCGCAAGAGGAAGCGAGGGAGGCUAAGGCGAAAGAACAAGAAGUAGAGGCUGAUCGGGCAACACAGGCGGCGAGAGAUGAGAUCGAACAAAGUUUCGACGAACCUGCCACUGAGGAGGUCACACACGAGCCAGACAAUAUGAAACGCAAACUUUCCGAGUCUCCACCACCGUUGCGGGUUGAGGGAGCUAACAAUGAGGGUUUGAAUGGUUCUAAAAGGCAAAAGAUUGAGGUGUCGGAGACAUCCAAUGGGUCCGUUGACACUGGCGCAGUCAGCUCUUCUACCGCACUAAGCAAGCAAGCCCCUGACAAUGAAAUUGCAAAGGGGCAGACCGUGUCCUCAACAUCCUCGUCUCCAGACACCCCAGCUACACCAGCUGCAACGCCAGGUGUAAUACGUAAAGUCUCCCUUCAGGAAUUUAUGGCAAAGAAAAGGCUUAUGGCUUCUUCUGCGCCCUCUACUCCAUCCAUCCCGGAAUCAACUACAGGUAACUCUUCUGUUAUGCAAGAGUAUCCUUUUCCGAAGAUGGAUAAAUCCAAUGAAGAGGCGGUGAGCAAGAGUGCCAGCGUUGGAACAUCCCUUCCGGAGGGCAAGCUGGAUGAUACGAAAAGUUUGACCAGACAGGUCACGGUAGAACAUAUGACAGUCUGUGAGCAGCGUGCUGUAAACUCCCGCAAAAGUGACGAUGUGAUGACAUCCGACCUGUCAAGCUCUUCGGCGAGUGAGUCCCGCAGCGAUGGUCAGUUUCCGAAGUUUCCCACUUCGGGACUUGCUUCUAUCUUUGGUGUUCAAAAAGAGGUUGGAAUGAAGGCACUGUCUGUAGCGACAGAAGUAUCGGAUAAGCUGGACACUGGAAAUAGCCUUGAGCAACGUGCCAGCAAUUCCUCAAUCGCCGCUACUGCGUUUGCGGAAAACCCCGAAUUGGAAGGCUCAUUGGAACGACGUGCGACAAUUUCCGAAAGUUCCGAGCGCACGCGAAAGCGCGAGAUGACACCACCUCUACCGUCAUCGACCCCGCUAAUAGCUUCAACCAGUAGUCAGGGGCCGCAUCCUGCACCGCGAUCGCCACCUCAGUUACAGCCGCCGCCCGCUCCUUCGUCUCUACAGUCACCCGCGAAAUCCGUUAAUCCACCGGCAUAUCAACCCGGAAUGUACUCUACUUAUCAUCCUCCGUCGGCACUCCCACCACCACCUCCUCCUUACCCGUCACGGCGACCUUCGUAUCCGGGAUAUGGUGGGUAUAGUGGAUACUAUGCCCCCGACCGAGGGCAUCCUCCACUGGAGCGCAUGGACCGUCCUCCGCCACCAACCGAACGGCCCCCACCACCGCAUAUGGACGGUAUUGCUGGUGGAUACUCCACUCGACCCCCUCCACAUCACUACAGACGACCUGGGCCACCCCCCAGAUACUCUCAGGCUCCGCGAGAGUACUAUGAUCGACAUGCAGCACACCCAGGUCCAAAGUCAGGUAUUAACAGCGUUGGGGGACCUCAAUCUAUGUUGAGUGGAUACGACUACGACCGAGAGAGGGAUCCUGAACGGGAGCGAGAGCGACUGGAUUGGGAACGAGGGCGGGAGAGAGACUGGGAUCGACGGGAGUGGGAGAGGGAUCAAAAUCGUUCACGCGAUUGGGAAAGAGAGCUCUGGGAGCGGGAGCGGCAGAGAGAUGUGAGAAACAGUAAAGCACCCGGAAGAGAAUAUGAAGAUAAUCGAAUCUAUGAUCGGGAACGGGAACGGGAACGGUUGCCCCCGCCUCCUCCACCACCCCCCUUGCGCAAAGACAGGGGCGGUAGUCUAACGCCAGGUGGUGCGUGGAUGGACGACGGGCGAAUGUCGUCUCUUCACACCUCUGAUGGUAGCCGAGAGCCAACCAUUAGCCCUCGUUCUGCGCGCCCUCUCCCAGCACCAUCCCCCGUUCCUGAUAGCGCCUCACGGCGACGAUCAUCAGGGUUUGCAUCUCCUCGGGAGAGUGGGAUUGAAAAGCAGGCUGACUACGCGCCAUUGGACAACGGACGGAGGUACUCUCUUACGAAGAGUGUGGAAGGUGCAUGCAUCGAAGCUGAUGUUUCAACGCCGUACGACCCAGAGCAUCCGUCUGACGUAGACAAUCUUGAGGAUCGGCGAAGAACGAGGAGUCCGAGAAGACGAGGCAGCUCCCUAGAGGGUAUUAAAACGAAGGCUGAGUCAUCAAGUCUCAAUGGGCAGGAGCGAGGACACGACGACUGGUAUGGGUCAUCGGUGGUGCCGAAUCACGAUGUUCGAUCCCGCUCGGGGACCCCAAGGGCGAGAACACCUGUGUCUCGACAUUCUCGGUCCAGAUCUCGCUCGAGGCCUAGACUACGAGAGAGUGAGUCAAAUGCCAACGUCUCGUACACCGCAACACUCCAAUCUUCCAUCCAUUCCCGUACAACGUCGAGAUCGCCUUCUGCAUCGCGCAGCCAGAAGGAUGGGAGUACACCACGAUCACGCUCUCGUACUCGGACGAUCGGAUCAGGAGGAUCGCGCGAUGGAAGCAUGGAAGGCACGCGUAAAAGUGAGCGGUACGAUGGCGAAGAUCGCGAGCGCAAUGAACAAUUUAGCCGUCCUCCUUCCGCUGGGUAUCGACCUCCGGCUUCAACCUAUCGUCCAGAGUACCGUAGUUCAGCGACAUAUAGAUCCGAGUACCCUCCAGAAAGAUCCUAUCGCCCCGACCAAGAAGGAGGUGAUCGCGAAAAAGAACGCGACCGGGGUCGUGAUCCACGAGAACGCCGGUACGAACGCGAUUCUACGACUCCUACCGUACACUCACCUAGUGGGUACGCGAACGCAUCCAGUCGAGUUCCAAGUAAGACAUGGCCUGCGGAACGGGUGAUGAGUAAGCAGGAGUUUUGGGAGCGACAGGGACGGAGUUAUCGGCCUGACUAUGGGAGGAGAGGAGAGUAAACGUUUGAAUGUGACACUUUGACUGUCUUUCAAUUCAUGGACAGGAUUUUGAACAGGAGAGAUUGCGUUCAGUGUAUGACACUCGUGUAUGAUGUAGUGUAGGAGCUCUUUGAUUGUUACUUUUUAAUUGAGUUUGUAGGUGUAAAUGUAUUUUUUGGAGGCU